UGUGUGUGCGCGAGUGUGUGUGUGUGUGUGUGUGUGUAAUAAUUGGAAAUUGGAUAGAUUGGGUGUUUUGAGGGCUGCCACUGCAAACUGCAACUGCGACGAUGGCAGUGUCCUGCCCAGAAGUUAUGUACGGUGCCUAUUAUCCAUAUCUGUAUGGGCGCGCAGGACCAAGUCGUUCAUUUUAUCAAUAUGAGAGGUUCAACCAGGAUCUGUACUCGUCCUCGGGCGUACAGCUGGCCGCCUCGUCGAGCGCCUCCGGCAGCUCUCACUCCCCCUGCAGCCCCAUAUUGCCGCCGUCGGUGAGCGCCAAUGCGGCAGCAGCAGCUGUUGCCGCCGCCGCACACAAUUCAGCUGCAGCAGCCGUUGCAGCGGUUGCGAAUCAAGCCUCCUCCUCUGGCCUGCAACUGGGCGCAGUGGGUGGCGGCGUCGGUGGUGGAGUGGUUGGCAGCGGCCCAUCAAGCGGUUUACUCGGCUCAAAUCUGGCUCCGAGCGCCGGUCUGGGCAUGAGUCCGGUGCUGAGUGGCGCUGGCGCCGGCGGUGUUGGCCAUGGCAUCCACAGUCACAGCCGGACACAUCAAACCAAAGAAGAGGAUCUCAUUGUGCCGCGCAGCGAAGCUGAAGCGCGCCUGGUGGGCUCCCAACAACAGCAUCAUCAUCAUAAUGAAUCAUCCUGCUCCUCUGGCCCCGACUCGCCCCGCCAUCCGCACUCCAAUCAUCCGCAUUCGCUGCACGGCGGUGCGGGGGGCGCGUCCACGGGGGGUGUCUCGGCUGGCACGGGCGCCAUGUCCAAGGAGCUGCCACUGGACACGAGCAGCAGUGGUGGAGGAAAUCAAGGACGCGCUCAGUAUCUGUCGGCCACCUGCGUUGUAUUCACAAACUACUCCGGCGACACGGCCAGCGUUGUGGAUGAGCACUUCUCCCGGGCGCUCAACUACAGCAAUAAGGAUGCUAAAGAUAGCAGCAAUCCGAUGUCCAGUCGCAAUUUCCCACCAUCGUUCUGGAACAGCAAUUACGUGCAUCCCAUUCCCGCCCCCACACAUCCACAGGUUAGCGACUUGUAUGGGACAGCGACAGACACUGGCUAUGCCACCGAUCCCUGGGUGCCACAUGCGGCAGCCGCGCACUAUGGUUCCUACGCGCACGCCGCCCAUGCGCAUGUGGCCCACGCGCACGCCUACCACCACAACAUGGCCCAGUACGGCAGCCUGCUGCGCCUGCCCCAACAAUACAGCCACGGCACAAGACUACACCAUGACCAGCAGACGGCCCAUGCCCUGGAGAGUGCGGCAGCCUACUCGAGCUACCCAACAAUGGCAGGUCUGGAAGCUCAAGUGCAGGAAUCGUCAAAGGAUCUGUAUUGGUUCUAGAAACGGUCUCCAGUGUUAUCCCACGCAGCCAGCUGGUGUGAGGGGAAUUUCUCGUUGAUGCUUGAUGGCAAAAAGGAAAGCGACUCUCCACAGAUAAAUAAUCAUAAAUUACAAAUUACCACAGCACAGCCCAACAAAUAAACAAUAAACGGAUGCUCCGCUCUAAUUAUUAAGAAGGAUCUGCAACUAAUGCAAAACUUAUGUUAAACAACGCAACACAAACAAAACAAAGAAAUUGCA
Messenger RNA from Drosophila grimshawi, 1607 nucleotides. RefSeq names its product protein vestigial (gene vg). The record is from RefSeq and is a predicted model, not a curated record. The transcript is spliced from 7 exons. NCBI's taxonomy places the organism in Eukaryota, Metazoa, Arthropoda, Insecta, Diptera, Drosophilidae. Gene Ontology annotation, cellular component: nucleus. Gene Ontology annotation, biological process: regulation of transcription by RNA polymerase II. Bases 102 to 1367 code for a protein of 421 amino acids.